AUGGCUCAAAUCCAGAAGUACGGACCAUAUGGUGACAAGGAAGCUGUACAAAACUUCUCGUUGAUGCUCCAAGGAUCUGAUAGAAUCACAGAAAUCAAGCUCCAAAUUGGAGAAUACAUAACUGGAAUAAGUGGGUUUGCUAAGGAUUCCUUCAUAUCCCAAAUGAAGAUCCAUACUACUUUGCAUCCUCGUGGACACGGGCCGUAUGGAACUGAUCAGCUUAAGGGAGGCUACGAAUUCAAAUCACCAAUGCCGGUACCUCAAAAUGACCGUAUUGUUGGAUUCUUUGGAACUGCUCAUGACAACCUUGUUUCCGUUGGAGUCUAUGCUGAAAAGCAAAGUCAGACUGUUGAGAAACUCGGGCCUUUUGGCUAUCAGACAGGACAUCAAUGGUCUAUAUUGCUUGAACCUUCGGAAAAUUUGAGAGAGAUAAUCAUAAAGACUGGAGCAAUUGUUGAUUCAUUCACGUUUGUCACAACAAAGACUCGUCAAAAGUUUGGUGGUGAUGGUGGAAACGCUGAACACAAGAUUACACUCCAAUCUGGCGAGUUUAUAACAAAUGUAAGUGGGUGGAUCGGAGAAUGGCAAGGAAAUCGUUGCUUGACAAAGCUUAAGUUACAUACUAAUUUGCGUGUGGAUGGCUACGGACCAUUUGGAGGUGGACCGUACACCAACUAUUUGUCCGAAUUUCGCUCACAAGUACCAUCAGGUGGUCGUGUUGUUGGAUUCUUCGGAACUAUACACAACAACUAUGUUGAGUCUAUCGGACUCUAUGUCAAACAGUAAUCAAUCAUCAAUCAGGACUGCUAAUGCCCUCAAUCUCUUGAUGAGGGUGUUGUACAACGAACUCUCUCGUUACUAUAAUAUAAUGCAAUUAUAUUACUAUUUACUUUGUAUGUAUAAAUAAGGUCUUCCACGAUGAUCUAUAAUAUAUGUGCCGUGGAAUUUCUUUGUUUUCAAUAAGCCACAUAUCAUGUAUACUAUAAAAGUAUAAAGUGGCCUACUUUGUAUUAUCUUUUAUCUCUUCAGUGGUUACGUAUACUAAUAAAUAUUUCGUAUUAUCUU
Molecule: messenger RNA, 1065 nt
Organism: Chenopodium quinoa (quinoa)
Lineage: Eukaryota; Viridiplantae; Streptophyta; Magnoliopsida; Caryophyllales; Amaranthaceae
Product: mannose/glucose-specific lectin-like
Exons: 6
Coding region: 1-786 (261 amino acids)
Source: RefSeq, a predicted model, not a curated record